Triticum dicoccoides is the source of this 2681-nucleotide messenger RNA. Its product is annotated as wall-associated receptor kinase 2-like. Gene Ontology annotation, molecular function: calcium ion binding; ATP binding; polysaccharide binding. Gene Ontology annotation, cellular component: plasma membrane. The transcript has 6 exons. Gene Ontology annotation, biological process: cell surface receptor signaling pathway; protein phosphorylation. Bases 329 to 2467 code for a protein of 712 amino acids. The record is from RefSeq and is a predicted model, not a curated record. Lineage: Eukaryota; Viridiplantae; Streptophyta; Magnoliopsida; Poales; Poaceae.
UCUAUUUCUGCACGUUUCGCCUACUCAUUGCCACGAACUUCUGCUCAUCUUGGAGACAUCUCUCAAGUUUGGCUCGGAGAACAAGAAACUCCAAAACUCCAAGCCUGCGUGGGGAGUGGAGACGAUGAAGCUGAUUCGACCAGAUUAGCACAGUUUUGCAGCUAGCAGUCUGUGAUGUGAACCGCGCUGAUGAAUUUGAGCUCGGCGCGGUUGGUUGCGAGUACAGAUGGAAUCAGCAAACUGAAUCUGUCUCUCAGUUGAAGACUCUCUGUUAAAAGACUAACGGAGGAAACAAAAGGACGGAGAUCAGAGGAAGCAGCCCACAGUGAUGUUAGCCAUGCCACAAGCAGUGCUUCUCCUUGCUGUCUCCUGUGCUGCGGUCCUCGCUACUGGCGUCUCCGGCCAGCCGGUGUCGCCAGCAGCAGAGCGGACCAACUGUCCUGCAAAGUGCGGGGACGUAGAGAUCCACUACCCAUUCGGCGUAGGCCCUCGGUGCUCCAUGGACGCCGGCUUCGAAGUCACCUGCAACGAGACGACGAGCCCUCCGAGCCUGCAGUUGGGCAACAUCAUUAUCGCCAACAUCACAUUGGAGAAGGCGCAGAUGGUGGUCUACACCUUCCUGACCUACAGCUGCCGCGUGCCGGGCAGCAACAAUACAAUCUACGCGCAGACGCAGAGCAUUGAGCUCAGCGUCAGCAGCCCCCCGUUCCUGGUGUCGCCGGCGGACAACGUGUUCACGUCCGUCGGGUGUAAUUCACUGGCCCAGCUCGUUGGCGAUAGCGGCACCGACUACCACACCGGCUGCAUCACGACGUGUGCUAGCGUGAACGAAACGGCAGAUGACGGCGCACCCUGCAGCGGGCACGGCUGCUGCGAGGCGUCAAUAAUGCCCGGCCUCUUCGUAGUCAACGUGAGUUGGUCCGACUGGGCGGAGGAGAGCGACUAUCAUGUGCCUGGCAACCUGUGCCAAUAUGCCUUCGUCGCCACCAAAGGCUGGUACAAAUUCAGAAAAAAUGACCUGGUUGGAAAUUUGACAUUCGCCAAGAGAUUUGGAGAGGGCACUGUUGUUCCACUUGUUCUUGACUGGUCAAUUAGCGACGGGAGAUGCCCACCGGUGCCGCAGGGUGUUGACAAGGCAAAUAUUGAUCCCAACGGCGCAUGUGUUAGCACCCAGAGCUACUGCGUUAAUGCUAGCAACAGCGCGACGGGCUAUUUCUGCAACUGCUUCGAGGGAUACACCGGCAAUCCAUACAUAAAAAAUGGAUGCAAGAAUAUUAAUGAGUGCUUAAAUAAGAACAUGUAUCCUUGUCAUGGAGGGAGAUGCCACGAUUUAGAAGGUGAUUACGAGUGUAAAUGCAAUUUUGGACGACGGGAUGACGGUAACAAGGGGUGUGAACCCGUAUUGUCCAAGGCUGCAGUAGCAGUUAUAGGAACAAUCAUUGGCAUUGCAUUACUCGUGGUGCUACUCAUAUUCUUACUCAUGGAGCGAGAGAAAAGAAAGCUGAGAGAUAGGUUCAACAAGAACGGCGGACAACUAGUCAAAAGCAUCAAGAUCGAGAUCUUCACCAAGGCAAAGAUCAGAUACAUGACAAACAACUAUACUUCUAUCAUCGGCCAAGGCGCUUUUGGGACAGUCUACAAGGGAACCACCAGCUCCGGUGAGAACGCAGGUGUUGCCGUGAAGAAGUCCACCGCUAUCAAGCAUGACUGGCAGAAGGAGUCCUUCGCGAACGAGAUCAGGAUCCAGUCCCAGAUCAGCCAUCGGAACCUGGUCCAGCUUAUAGGCUGCUGCCUGGAGACAGACGUUCCUAUGUUGGUGUACGAGUUUGUUCCUAGGGGAAGCCUCUAUGACGUGCUCCAUCUCAAGAACGACCCUCUUCCCCUCGAGACACGCCUCGACAUUGCCAUCUACUCCGCGGUUGCCCUCGCGUACAUGCACACGGAGGCGAGCCAGAGUAUGGCCAUCGUUCAUGGCGAUGUGAAGUCAGCUAACAUCCUCCUCGAUGACAGGUUUGUGCCAAAGGUGUCAGACUUUGGCACGUCGAGGCUCAUGUCCAUGGACAAGGACCAUCACACCAACUUGGUGAUCGGGGACCCGGGCUACAUUGACCCCGUGUACGUGAAAACCGGGCUGCUCACCAAGAAGAGCGAUGUGUAUAGUUUCAGUAUCAUCCUGCUGGAGCUCGUUACCCGUAAGGAGGCGAUUUACAAUGGAAAUCAAAGCCUUCCCAUGGAUUAUAUCAAGGCUUCCAUGGAAGGGACAGCGAGGCAGAUGUUUGAUAAAGACAUUGUGGCAAAUAGCGAGGAGCAUAUGGAGUGCCUCGAGGAGGUUGGCAAGAUCGCGCUGCAGUGUCUCAAUGAGAACAACGUGAAUGACAGGCCCACCAUGGGUGAAGUCGUGGACAGACUUAAAGCGUGUAAGAGCCAGUGGUUGGAAUGUCAUUGGAAGAAAAAUGAGGUGAUGUAAUAUUGUACAUAGGUAGUUGGUGGCCUUAUGCGAUCGAGGGCAUCACCUUUUAUAAGAUGAGAGUUUAAGAAUACGGAUUUGCUAAUUCUUGUCUAGACGAGAUUUAGUUAUGUCACAUCUAUGUUCUCCACCACUCAAUUAAGGUGCUGUAAUUUUCAUCCAAAUUGUUGAUCGCUCUUUUUUUUUGCGGCUGAAAUGAGCUGGCAUUAAUUAA